AUGUCCGUCAGCACCGCACCCUCGCUGCAGCUCGCGGACUACCUGGAGAAGCUUCCCGGGACGACAUUCCGGAAGCUCUACCAGCAGCCGUCGACAGCCUUUGCCAUAUUUCGACGAAUGCUCUCGCAUCUGGUGCUGAACUCGAUGUUCCCUGCAGCAAAGACGUUUGUCAUGCGCAUGCUCUUUAUGCCCAAACCUAUGCUUCUCAGUGACCUUGAUGUCUGGGUCAAGCCCGAUUCGAAGAAACAAAAGGACCAGGCCCUGUCCAUCCUGCAAUCCCUCCACAUCGUGCACAUCUCGCCGCCGUCUCGCGAACGACCGCAGGAGAUGCAGCUGACGACCAAUUUCAAGAACUCGAUGCGACAAGCCCUAACCGGCAGCGGUACGCACAACUCAUUCGGAGUGCCCUCGACCCUCGCCGUGCCCCCGGAGAUUGACAUCGCCUUCCUGGACCGGUACGCCCGCAAGAAGUGGGAGGACAUACUGCACUUUGUCGUCUCCAGCGUCGGCUACAAGAGCGGCACGGGCGAGGUGUCGGGCCCCAAUAAGAGCGUCAAGGAGCUGCUCAUCGCGGGGCGUCUCGUGGACCGCCGCCCCAGCGGCAGCAUCGGCAUCACGCAGGCUGGCUUCACCUUCCUGCUGCAGGAGGCCAAGGCGCAGGUAUGGACCCUGCUUCUCCUGUGGCUCGAAGCCAUGGACACGAACCGCGAGGCCGGCCUUGAGGCUGUCGAUAUGCUCUCUUUCCUCUUCGUCCUGGCCAGCAUGGAGCUCGGCCGCGCCUACGACACCAACGCCCUGACCGAGCAGCGCAGGAAUAUGCUUCCCUCCCUCGUCGAUUUCGGCCUCAUCCACGUGCCCCACCACAAGCGCUCCAUGUUCUUCCCCACCCGCCUGGCCACCACCCUGACGAGCGGCAGUAGCAGCGGUCUCCGCACCAUAAGCGAGGGUGUCACCGCCGCCACAAACUCAGCCUCUACUCCUCCGUCUGCAUCGGCCGGCGGCGGCGCCGGCGCCGACAACAACUCUUCAUCAUCAUCGUCAGCAGCAGCAGCAGCGGGACCCCUCGGCUCCGGCGCCGACCAAAAGGGCAGCGUGGUGGUCGAGACCAACUACCGCAUCUACGCCUACACCCAGUCCACUCUCCAGAUCGCCGUGCUGGCCCUCUUCUGCCGCCUUAACAUGCGCUUCCCGGACAUGGUGGCCGGCCGCCUGUCGCGCACAUCGAUCCGCCAGGCCAUCAACUUUGGCAUCACGGCCGAGCAAAUCAUCGCCUACCUCUCCGCCCACGCCCACGACCAGAUGCACCGCACCGCCGCCCUGACCGACAAACCCGUCCUGCCACCCACCGUAGUCGACCAGAUCCGCCUCUGGCAGCUCGAGAACGAACGCAUGAAGACCACCAGCGGCUUCCUCUUCAAGGACUUUGAGGAUCAGAAGGAGUACCUCGCCAUCGCCGGGUUCGCCAACGAAGUCGGGGUACUCGUCUGGAGGAAUGACAAGACGGGCAUGUUCUUUGCUAGCAAACAUGAGCAGAUUCGUGACUAUCUCCGCAUACGUAAAAAGGUGGACGAUUAG
This is a messenger RNA of Geosmithia morbida, 1575 nucleotides long. RefSeq names its product transcription initiation factor TFIIH subunit 4. The record is from RefSeq and is a predicted model, not a curated record. Gene Ontology annotation, molecular function: double-stranded DNA binding; ATPase activator activity. Gene Ontology annotation, cellular component: transcription factor TFIIH core complex; transcription factor TFIIH holo complex. Gene Ontology annotation, biological process: nucleotide-excision repair. Lineage: Eukaryota; Fungi; Ascomycota; Sordariomycetes; Hypocreales; Bionectriaceae. Bases 1 to 1575 code for a protein of 524 amino acids. The transcript is spliced from 3 exons.